AUGGCAAGCCUACGAAAAACGCACCCACUAAUUAAAAUCGCCAACGACGCACUAGUUGACCUACCAGCACCAUCUAACAUCUCAAUAUGAUGAAACUUUGGAUCCCUUCUGGGACUAUGCUUAGCUACUCAAAUCCUAACCGGCCUAUUCCUAGCCAUACACUAUACCUCAGACAUUUCAACCGCAUUUUCAUCAGUAGUCCACAUCUGCCGCGAUGUAAAUUACGGCUGACUAAUCCGAAACAUCCACGCCAACGGAGCAUCAUUCUUCUUCAUCUGUAUUUAUAUACACAUUGCCCGAGGCCUCUAUUACGGGUCCUACCUUUACAAAGAAACUUGAAACAUCGGUGUAAUCCUCCUUCUACUAGUUAUAAUAACAGCCUUUGUCGGCUAUGUCCUCCCAUGAGGUCAAAUAUCCUUCUGAGGUGCCACAGUCAUUACAAACCUCCUGUCCGCCGUACCAUACAUAGGAGACAUAUUAGUUCAAUGGAUCUGAGGCGGAUUCUCAGUAGAUAAUGCAACACUAACACGAUUCUUUGCAUUCCACUUCCUAUUCCCAUUUGUUAUUGCCGCCGCAACUAUCCUUCACCUUCUUUUCCUCCACGAAACAGGAUCAAAUAACCCAAUUGGACUAAACUCAGACGCAGACAAAAUCUCUUUCCACCCAUACUUCACGUACAAAGACUUACUCGGAUUCGUACUCAUACUUCUAGCGCUAAUAAUGCUAGCACUGUUUUCCCCCAACCUCCUAGGAGACCCAGAAAACUUUACCCCCGCCAACCCCCUAGUUACCCCGCCACAUAUUAAGCCAGAAUGAUACUUCCUAUUUGCCUACGCCAUCCUACGGUCAAUCCCAAAUAAACUUGGGGGUGUCCUUGCACUACUAUUCUCCAUCCUAGUACUAAUAGUAGUACCCCUCCUACACACCUCAAAACAACGGGGACUAACAUUUCGCCCAAUCACCCAAUUCCUAUUCUGAACCCUAGUAGCAGACAUAAUCAUCUUAACAUGAAUUGGAGGUAUGCCAGUAGAACACCCAUUUAUUAUUAUUGGACAAAUUGCAUCCGUCCUAUAUUUUGCACUAUUUCUAAUCUUUAUCCCGCUGGCAGGGUGGUUAGAAAACAAAGCACUAGAAUGAGCUU
Messenger RNA from Onychostoma macrolepis, 1141 nucleotides. The record is from the annotation of a RefSeq genome assembly. NCBI's taxonomy places the organism in Eukaryota, Metazoa, Chordata, Actinopteri, Cypriniformes, Cyprinidae.